GCAUGUGUUUAUUUUGCAUCUGUCUUUCAAGCUAUGUCAUGUGGUAUCCAUUACUUAUCAUCUGUGUUCAUGGCUGUAACUCCCAACUUUGUCUGUGGGAUCCCUGGAAAUGUGAGUAGUGUUCUUUUCUACAACUCCUCUGAAUCCAGCAUAGAGGACAUCUGGACACUGUGGACAUCAACAGAAAAUUACAUUGUAGUCCAGCUGGAAAAUGGAGAAAUUUGGGAACUUGACCAGUGCAGCAGAGCCAGACGAGAUGUUGGUUUGGGUCUGACCUAUGAAUACAAAGGCAACAAGUCAGUGUUUCCUUGCUCUGAUGGGUUCCUCUACGAUGACACCAAGUGGAAGAGCACGGUUGUUACGCAAUGGGAUCUGGUCUGUGACAGAGAAUGGCUGGCAAAACUCAUCCAGCCAACAUUCAUGCUUGGAGUCCUGAUUGGAGCAGUGAUUUUUGGUGACAUUGCUGACAGACUGGGAAGGCAGCGUGUGAUCUGGUUCACAAGUGCUGGUCAGUUUGUCUUUGGAGUGGCAGUGGCCUUCACCUUUGACUACUACAGCUUCGUGACUGUGCGGUUCCUGCUCGCCAUGGUUUCCAGUGGCUAUCUGGUUGUGGCUUUUGUUUAUGUGACUGAAUUUGUUGGCAUUAAAGCACGAACCUGGGCUUCUAUGCAUGUCCAUGCUUUUUUUGCUAUGGGAAUUAUGAUUGUGGCACUCGUGGGAUUUCUGGUUCGGACCUGGUGGGUCUAUCAGAUAUUUCUCUCCAUAGCAACAAUUCCCUUUGUCUUGUGUUGCUGGAUGCUCCCAGAAACACCUUUUUGGCUCAUCUCGGAGGAAAGAUAUGAAGAUGCACAAAAAGUAAUUAAUAUCAUGGCAAGAUGGAAUAAAGUAAGCACUCCCUGCAAAGUUGCUGAACUGUGCUCAGUCCAACAAGAGGAUCUAGUCAGAGACAGAACGGGUGACAAUGACACGUCCUCAACAAAGAAGCACAACAUCUUAGACCUGUUUUGUAACUGGCACAUUGCAAGAAGGACCAUCACAGUCUGGCUCAUCUGGUUCACUGGGAGCUUGGGCUACUACGUCUUCUCCCUCAGUUCUGUCAGUCUAGGAGGCAAUGAAUACUUAAAUCUCUUUCUCAUAGGUGCUGUGGAGUUGCCUUGCUAUAUCAUUGCUUGCAUUGGGAUGGACAAACUGGGAAGGAGAAACACACUCAUUCCGUUCCUUAUUUUAAGUGCAUUGAUCUGUGUUUUAAUUAUGUUCAUACCUCAGGAUUUCAAUAUAUUAAUUAUCUUAGCAAAUAUGGCUGGAAAAUUUUCAAUAGGUGUGGCAUUUGGCCUUAUAUAUCUCUACACAGCUGAACUGUACCCAACAAUUGUAAGGUCACUUGCUGUUGGAAGUGGAAGCAUGAUGUGCCGUGUGGGAAGUGUGGUUGCUCCUUUCUGUGUGUAUCUGAGAAGUGUUUGGAUUUUCAUGCCACUUUUGCUUGUUGGAAUCAUGGCUCUCCUGAGUGGAAUAUUAACAAUAAUGCUUCCAGAAACACUGGGAAAACCAUUGACUAACACUUUGGUGGAAGCCACAGAAAUGGGAAGAAAGAAGAAAAACUCUUCAGGAAAGACUCCUCCAGCACACAGUGGUGCAACAUCAGAGAAGAUAGAGAUGUUUGGUCAAGAAACCUUCAGCACUGAGAAAUAAAGCAACAGCAAAACGGCUCUUCCCAAUUUCAAUCAUUCACUGAUUUAUAAGAUCUUUUUAUUCAAGAAAUGUAACUGUUCUAU
Molecule: messenger RNA, 1772 nt
Organism: Chaetura pelagica (chimney swift)
Lineage: Eukaryota; Metazoa; Chordata; Aves; Apodiformes; Apodidae
Gene: SLC22A16
Product: solute carrier family 22 (organic cation/carnitine transporter), member 16
Exons: 7
Coding region: 34-1689 (551 amino acids)
Biological process (GO): transmembrane transport
Cellular component (GO): membrane
Source: RefSeq, a predicted model, not a curated record